UUAAUAACAGAUUUAUGCAUCAACAACAUUUAUUUAAUUCACCUUCGUGUUCAUCAAUACAAAACAGAGCCUAUUAUGCUCAACCAUCAGAAGAAACAUCAAAGAUAAAUUGCACGACGGAGGAAACCGGUGAUGAUAGACAGUCCCAAACUGUUGAUCUACAAAUGCCACGACAAACAGUCAAAGCAAAUGAACAAAAAACUUGUGAUGGCCGAUGUUUUGCCGAACGUCGCGUUCAUUGCAGGGAACUUGGUAAAUGGGGGAAACCAAUGCUUAUGACAAUUGUUGGUCUCGAAAAUGUAUUUCAACGUGCGCUUGGACCACUUCAAUGGCGCAAAUACUGCAAAGCAGUUAAAGCAUCCAUCGCAAAUCCUACGGAUUUUUGUUUUAUUGAAGAGUUACUUUGUGAUUGGUGCCUUAAUUCUAGAAUGGCUGCAACUGGUUAUGAUUCUUGUCCAACAAUGAAUGAGGAACUUCUUGGUGAUGAUUCUGCUUCCUUUAGCUGCUCUACUUUAGCAGCAUCUUCCUCAUCCUCUACUAAUAAUGCAUCACCUCAAGCUUCCACAAUCUCAACAAAUAGUAGAAAUUUUAACAAGUGCUCAGCAGCAAAUUUCCAAUCCUCUUCGACGCUUAAUGACGAAUCAACUGAUAGAUCAUCUCUUUCAGCUGCUUCGUUACAAUUUAUGAUGGAAUCGGCUGCAUCUAAUAAUAAUAAUAAUUCUGGAUCCCAGCAGCAACACUUUCUUGGCAUUCAAUCAUCUAUGGCGUUCCUUGCUUCAUUGUUCAAUCACGGUGCUACAGAAUAUCCCCAAAAUUAUUUGCCACCAUUGCCUUCAGCAUUUUCGUCUCUUUUACAAAAAGCAAAUCAACCAGCAGCUUUACAAUCACCAUCAAUAAUGCCACCUGGAUUUCCCAAAAUAAUGGCCAAUUCAAAACCUAAUUUAUCAACAGCAGUUUCUCCAACAUUUCCGUUGUCUCUUCCACCACAAUUUAAUACUCAAGCUUCUUUUGAUUUACAACAACAACAACAAUUAGCAAUGACUUGGCAUUCGCAACUUCUUGCUCUAAGUUUUCUCAAUUCAAUGCAGCAACAACAACAAAAUGGAUUUUUCUUUCCUCAACUUCCGUUAAAUUCAGUUAUUCAACCAUAUAAUUUUGAUCAACAGCAGCAACAAUUACUUACAUCUGCUUCUUCCGAUGACGAAGCAUUUUCUUUACUUUUCGGACAAAGAUUGCAACAAAAAAAGUAUUCUCCGCCAACUUCAAAUCAAACAUUUCUCUCGACGGGUAGUAUUGAAGGGAGUAAUAAAAGUGAUUUUCCUAGUCAAAAAAUUGGUGGAGAUGAACAACCAUUGGAUCUUUCUGCCAAACCAAGUGCCUUAAAGAAUACGAUUGGUAAUAAAACUUGCCCUUCUCGUUUAAAAAUGAACAUUUCUGAUGAUGUUUGUUCUCCACAUCUAAUUAAGGGAAUUUUAUCGCAACAAAUUCGCGAUUCUCACGACUUGGAUGAGGAAAUUGAUCUUAACGAAAAUGGAAAUACAAAUACUGGCGUUGAACAAGGGUCAAUCAAUUCUAAUUCGAAUUUGCUUGAAGACGGUAGCGAAGCUGAAACUCCUAAAUUAUUAGGAGUAAAAAAAUAUUCGCAAGCAGAUUUGGACGCUGCCGUUUUGGACAUUCGUCUCGGACGUUUAGGCACUCGCCGUGCUUCAGUAGUUUAUGGUAUACCUCGUUCAACAUUGCGUAACAAAAUCUAUAAGCUUGAGGCUGCAGAUGAACUUUUGACUAGUGGUUUGGAUUGUAGCAAUAAUAAUAAUAAUAGUCGACACAAACGCCUAGCUGCCGUUGCUUUAAACAAAAAAGAACGUAAACGAGUUGCGUCAACGUCAGUAUCCUCAUCGCCAAGAUUGAAGAAAGAAAAACAGCAGGAGGUUGAUGAAGGAAUAGAUCCUAGCAAUAGGUCUAAUGUUGAGAAGAAUUAUGCAUUGAUCUCUAAAAAAGGCGAGAAUCUAAAGGCGAAAAACGAGCAUUUGGAGUCUUCAUUAGCAAUUAAACAGCAACAACAACAAUUGGAUGUUUUAAUUCCAAGUGCUUCGACAUCAUUAACAGAUGGGAUGUCAGUACCAGCAAUAACUGCCGAAACUCUUUUCAAAGAACUUACUAGCCAACUUGGUCAAUUUGUUGGACAGGCUAAUAAUAUUGAACAACUUGCUAAUAAUAUUCCUACAGAACCCCAAUGUGAUUUUGACUUAGAAAAGUAUCAGGAGUUUGAUCCAAAAUGCAAAGGAAAGCGUCAAAAACGUGGACAAUAUCGUAAAUACAACAAAGAUGCAUUAGAUAGAGCAGUAACAGCUGUACGUAAUGGUGAGAUGUCUGUUCACCGUGCGGGUUCUCAUUUUGGUGUGCCUCAUUCAACGCUUGAAUAUAAAGUAAAGGAACGUAAUCUUAUGCGUAUAAAGAGUAAAAAACAGCACGGACUGCUUAGGUUGCCACCUAUUUUGACUGCAUCAACAGAUGCCUCGGGAAUUGUUCAACAACAACAACAGCAGAAUUCUCUAUAUUCUUUGCAGAAUAAUGGCAAUCCAAAUGGAGAAGGACAUAAAAAUGCGGAAGAGGAGGAAGAAGAAUCUUGUUCUCCUGUGACUGGAGAAAAUUUGCUUGGAACAAUGCUGAAAUCGCUUGUUUCUGCUGCUUCAGCAAAUAAUAGAGGAAAUAAUUUUUGUUAA
Messenger RNA from Meloidogyne enterolobii, 2723 nucleotides. The record is from the annotation of a GenBank genome assembly. Lineage: Eukaryota; Metazoa; Nematoda; Chromadorea; Rhabditida; Meloidogynidae.